Messenger RNA from Mercenaria mercenaria, 1176 nucleotides. RefSeq names its product T-cell-specific guanine nucleotide triphosphate-binding protein 2-like. The record is from RefSeq and is a predicted model, not a curated record. Gene Ontology annotation, cellular component: membrane. The transcript has a single exon. NCBI's taxonomy places the organism in Eukaryota, Metazoa, Mollusca, Bivalvia, Venerida, Veneridae. Gene Ontology annotation, molecular function: GTP binding; GTPase activity. Bases 1 to 1176 code for a protein of 391 amino acids.
AUGGAUGCAAGAAAUAAGAGAUGGAAAUCUUAUAUAGAGGAAAAAAUAGAGGAUUACAAGUCUGCAUUUAAACAAAAAGGUAUUACAGGACUCAAUGAAGCUAUAUGUGAAGAAUUAAACGCCUGGAAGAAUGAGCCAGUCAACAUUGCAGUCACAGGUGCAUCUGGGGCUGGUAAGUCAUCACUAAUCAAUGCAAUACUUGGACUUUCCGCGGAGGACGACAGAGCAGCAGCAGUAGGAUGCACCGAAACAACCAUGACUAUUAAAUCUUACAAACACCCGAGAAAUAAAAGAUUCAUGAUCUGGGAUUUUCCAGGAGUAGGAACAAAAAAAUUCCCGAAAGAGUCUUAUCUCACACUGACUAAUUUUGGAAAUUACGACUUUUACAUUUUAGCAUCAUCAACGCGUUUUUAUGAUAAUGAUAUAUGGCUUGCAAAUACUAUAGCGAAGAUGGGUAAACAUUUUUAUUUCGUCAGAACAAAAUUUGGAAAUAACGUUGAAAGUGAAUGGAAAAAACAGAGGAGGAAGAAAAGAUCAAAAGAAGAUAUAGAGAAGGAUUUGAGAAUGAAAAUCUUUGAAGAAUGCAAAACAAACUUAAUGGAAUUUGAAUGUAGGAAUAACAUUUUUAUUGUAGACAGCUAUGAAACAUACCAUUAUGACUUUAUUGAACUUGGAAAAAGAAUUAUCAGAGAUGCUUCCGAAAUAAGUGAGAAGAAACAGACAGUCAUUAUUCUUUCUUUGUCAGCAAUGACAAAACCAGCAAUUGAAGAAAAGAAACAUAUUUUGCAGAAGAGAAUAUCACGAACUGCUCUACGCGCUUCAUUUGCUCUUCGAAUAAAAAGAUCCGACGUGCGAAUAUUGAUGGAAGAAGAAGCAUUCUACAGGAACCAAUUUAAACUCGACGCAGAAUCGCUUGAAAAAGAUGCCAUGGCAUCUAAUAUUCAGUCGCAGUUAACGGAUUUAGAGCUUAAACUGCAAAGUACAGGAGGACAAACGACAGAGAAUGAACAUAUUUUGAAUGAAGUAGAGAGUUUGAUACCUUUUUUGUUGCCAUUUGUAAAUAUUGUUAAAACAUACAAGCUGAGUAAACUGUGGCUACGGAAUACCCUUGAGAGCAUAGUGGACUCUGCAAUCGCCGUGAACGAAGCUAUGGUAAAAGGACUCGCACGGUCUUAA